Molecule: messenger RNA, 3915 nt
Organism: Cannabis sativa
Lineage: Eukaryota; Viridiplantae; Streptophyta; Magnoliopsida; Rosales; Cannabaceae
Exons: 2
Coding region: 1-3915 (1304 amino acids)
Molecular function (GO): RNA-DNA hybrid ribonuclease activity; nucleic acid binding
Source: RefSeq, a predicted model, not a curated record
AUGCUCAAUGUUCAGGAGAAAGAGACUACCAGUUGGACAUAUCUUGGAGAGACUAGACCUGGCAUUGGUCAGCCCUCUAAAGGAGAGCCCCGAGUCGAUUUGGGGGAUAACUCUAUUUUGGAGAACCUGAGGGAUAUGCAAGGACAAGUCCUAAUGCAAACCAACACACUUCACCAUAACUUGGAGGAAACUCGUGUCAUUGUGAACUUUGCAUUCAAACAGCAACGACACAAGUUAGGAGGUCCUUUAAAGAAUGAAUCUCAGAUUGAUGAUUUCAGAAACACUAUUGAUUUUUGUGGUUUGCAAGAAUUAAUUUUUGAUGGAGAUCGGUUUACCUGGCAUAAUAAUUCUGUCAAUGGGAUUAAUGUAAAGGAGAGAUUGGAUUAUGGUUUUAUUAACUCAAAUUGGAUGUCGCUGCUAAAGGUUCCAAUGGUUACUCACCUAGAUUUCUUCCAAUCUGACCAUAGAGCAAUUAAAGCCACAAUCUCGUUCCUCCAACAUGAACCUGCCCCUCAAUUCAAAUCCCGGUUCAGAUUUGAAAGACUAUGGCUAGAAGAUGAAGCUUGUAUGGAUAUUAUUGCCAAGAAUUGGAACAUGUCUCCAGGAAGCGCGAUCAAUCAACUGCUGCAAAAUUUUGCAGCAUGUUCCCAGCAACUCCAGCAUUGGCACAGAAAUAAGUAUAGUGAUCUGCCAAAAAAAAUAAAAAUCUCCCAAGACAAAGUAGCAGCUCUUAAUAAUUCUUCUGAUGUUAGCAGAUUGCACUUUGAAGAACUUAAAUCAUCUGAAAACAUUCUUGAUGAUUUGUUGGCUCAAGAAGAAAAAUACUGGCAGCAGCGAUCUCGAAUUUCUUGGUUGAAGUCAGGUGAUUCAAACACCAAAUUCUUUCAUCAAAAAGCUAAUACCAGACGUAAUGGCAAUAAGAUAACUUCUCUUAUUGAUGAUAAUGGGGUCACUAAAACUUCUCAUGCUGAUAUCUGCAACAUAGUGGAAAGUUAUUUCCAGUCCAUUUUCACUUCGGAUGGGGUUAAUUAUGAUGCUCUUAAUCAGGUUCUGGCUACUGUUCCUUGCACAAUUACGGCUGCAAUAAAUCUUGAUCUCACUCAACCAUAUACUGCUGAUGAUGUUUCCAAUGCACUUUCCUCUAUGAAAGAUGAUAGCAGUCCAGGAUUGGAUGGUAUGUCGGUCAUGUUUUACUCUAAUUAUUGGCACAUUGUUGGUCCUCUAGUUUCCAAAACUGUUCUGGAAGUUCUUAAUGAUGGUGCUGAUCCUUCAAUCUUCAACCAAACAUUGAUCACACUGAUUCCUAAAGUGAAGCAACCAACUUCCAUGUCCCAGCUGAGACCGAUUAGCCUUUGCAAUGUAUUGUAUAAAUUGGUUUCAAAGGCUAUCGUAUUACGUUUGAAGCCGUACUUGUCAAUGGUUAUCUCAGAAUCACAAAGCGCUUUUCUUCAAUCUCGCCUUAUCACAGAUAAUGUUUUGGUAGCCUUCGAACUUCUUCAUUCUCUAAAACAUUUGAAAAGGGGAAAAGAAGGUUAUGCAGCCAUUAAACUUGAUAUGAGUAAGGCUUUUGAUAGAGUUGAAUGGCAUUUUGUUGAACAAAUGAUGAUUGCUAUGGGAUUUGAUCAUGCAAUAGUGGAGCUUAUAAUCAGAUGUAUUAGCAGUGUCUCUUACUCUUUCACUGUGAAUGGUUCAACUCAUGGUCAUAUCACUCCCUCACGUGGUAUUCGGCAAGGAGAUCCCUUAUCUCCUUAUCUAUUCAUCAUAUGUGCGGAAGGUCUUUCUAGGCUUUUUCAACAUGAAGAACAACUUGGAAAUCUUCAAGGCAUACGUAUUGCUCGUGGUGCACCAGCCGUUUCCCACCUCUUUUUUGCUGACGACAGUCUUGUUAUUUGUCGGGCUAAUAAGAGAUCUGCAAUGGCAAUUAAAAGUUCACUUGACUGUUAUUGUCGUGCAUCUGGGCAAUGCCUCAAUGAAGACAAGUCUGUGCUUUCAUUUUCCCUCAAUACUCAGACGACUACCCAACUCAACUUUCAGAGGAUUUUAAAUUUGGCAAUCAAACCUUGUCAUGAGAGAUACUUGGGUUUACCUUCCUAUUCUGGUAGAGACAAGAAAGCUUUGUUUGGUGAGAUUAAGGAGAAAUUAUGGAAUUUGCUCUCAGCUUGGCAGGAAUCUUUAUUCUCUAUUGGUGGCAAAGAAAUUUUACUCAAAGCUGUUGCUCAAGCAAUUCCGACAUAUGCUAUGAGUUGUUUUAAACUAUCUAAAUCGCUGAUCAACCAAAUAGAGACAAUGUGUAAUAAGUUUUGGUGGGGUUCUAAUUCUUCUUCUUCGGGCAUAAACUGGAAAACUUGGAAAGCUCUCACUCAAUCUAAAGUUGAAGGAGGAAUGGGAUUUAAGAGCUUUGUUCAUUUUAAUCAAUCUCUCCUUGCAAAGCAGGCUUGGAUGGUUUUUAACAAUCCAAAUUCCCUUCUUAGCCGAAUCUUAAAGCCGAGAUAUUUUAAGAAUUCGUCAUUCUUGGAUGCUAAUUUGGGAUCCUACCCUUCUCUAACUUGGAGAGGGAUAGUUUGGGGCAAGGAAUUGUUGUUGAAGGGGCUGCGAUGGAAGGUUGGAAAUGGUCUCGAUAUUCAGUGUGCUUCGGACCCCUGGCUGCCAGGUUCAACUUAUUUUAAACCUCUGGUUUUUAGAGGAGAUGACCGAUCCAUGACAGUGGCACAUCUAAUUCAAGAUAAUAGGCAAUGGAAUUAUGAGUUGCUACAGUCUCUUUUCUUAGACUCGGAUGUUAUCAAGAUUCAAAGUUUGCCAUUAACUCUUUUUGAACAGCAAGAUACUUUGAUUUGGCACCAUGAAUCCAAUGGUCUAUACUCUGUCAAAUCCGGUUACAAUUUGGCCACAUCACUUGAAGAACAGCAACCUACUGCUAGUGAUCUGCAAUCCCAGCUGUGGUGGAAAAAGUUUUGGGCGUUAAAACUCCCAUCUAAAGUCCGAAUUUUCUUGUGGCGUGCUAUCCAUGAUUGCCUACCAGUUGCUAACAUCCUCCAUUAUCGACAUAUUGCUGAAACGGCAAACUGCUCUCUUUGUAGUCGUGGUGCAGAGACAGUAACUCAUGCUUUAUUCUUUUGCAAAAGAGCCAAGCAAGUGUGGAAAUUGGCUGACUUUACUCUUCAUGAAUUGCUAUACGAUAACAUGAAUUUAAAGGAAUUUUUUCUUCAUGUGUCCUCUUUGUGGUCAGCAUCAAGACUUGAGCAAUUUGCUACUAUCCUUUGGAGUAUUUGGACAGAAAGAAAUAAGGAGAGACAUGGCACAAAACCAAAAUCACAUGAGGUACUCCUUUAUUUUGCACUGUCCUAUUUGGAGGAGUAUCAAUCUGCUCAAGCUCCUUCAACCACUGUUAACUCAGCUACUGCAUCAGCAUCAGCUACUGCUACUGCCUUCAACAGAGAUGCCCCAUGGCUGAAUCCCCCUUCUGGCCGCCUGAAGUUGAAUACUGAUGCAGCCGUGAAUGCUAUUUCGCAGACCUCCGGUUUUGGAGCUGUUCUUCGGGAUAGUAAUGGUACAAUUGUGGCUGCUAUGGCCACUCCUUACCGCGGCUGCUUCUCUCCACAUGUGAUGGAAGCGUUAGCUCUCAUGUAUAGUCUCCAAUGGCUAAGAGAUCUUCAACUACCUGUGCAUUUCAUUGAGACCGAUUCUCUUUUAGUAGUUCAAGGUUUAAUCUCUUCAAGAGAGCUAACAUCCGAUUUUCAUUGCUUGUUGAACAAUAUUAAUCUUUUAGUUUCCAAUUUCCCUGGAGCACAGAUCUCACAUGUUUAUAGAUCUGCUAAUACUGCUGCACAUUUAUUGGCGAAGUAUGCUCUUUCGGUGGAUACUAAUUGUACAUGGUUGGAGGAAAUGCCUCUGCCUCUAAUGCCCUUUGUAUGUUGA